AUGACCACGCCAGUUCCCUUCUCCGAGCCACCGUGGCUCCUCGGCCUGCCCUCACCAAUCUUCAAAGAGACCCACCGCAAGUGGCAAACAGACAUCAGGGCAUUCAUAGAGAAGAACCUGAUGAAGGAUGCCAUGGAGUGGGAGAAGGCCGAGGCAGUCCCGGCCCACUUGUUCGACACCUUCGCGAAGGCCAACAUGCUCAUCCCGUGCCUUCCGGCGCCGCUGCCCGUCGCGUGGCUCAAGAGGCUGGGCAUCCACGAGCUGCUGGGCGGGCUCAAGGUCGAGGACUUUGACUACCUGCACGGGCUCAUCUACUCGGAUGAGAUGGCUAGGACUGGUGUGGUGGGGCCGGCCGCGAGCAUCACGACGGGCAUGUCGUUUGGCGUGCCGCCUAUCCUCAAGUUCGGCGACCAGCAGCUGCAGGAGCGGUUCCUACCGCAGCUUCUCAGGGGCGAGAAGAGAAGCUGCAUUGCCAUCACGGAGCCGGAUGCCGGGAGCGAUGUCGCGGGGAUCACCACCACGGCUGUCAAGAGCGCAGAUGGGAAGCACUACAUCGUCAACGGGACAAAGAAGUGGAUUACGAAUGGUAUAUGGACUGACUGGGCAAGUAUGGCGGUGAGGACCGGCCCCGAGGGUUCAGGGGCCGCAGGACUGUCGAUGCUGGUCGUGCCUCUCAAAAAUCAACCUGGCGUCACAAUGCGCCAACUCAAGGUGGGCGGCUCACUGACUGCGGGGACCACAUACAUCGAGCUCGACGAUGUCAAGGUCCCAGUCGAGAACCUCCUCGGGAAAGAAGGAAUGGGAAUGAGAUACGUCAUGACCAACUUCAACCACGAGCGACUCUCGAUCGCCGUCGGGGUGACCAGGCAGGCCCGGGUCGCCCUGUCCGCCGCCUUCGAGUACGUCCUCAAGCGCGAGGCGUUCGGGCGGCCGCUCAUGGACCAGCCGGUCGUCAGGCACCGCCUCGCCAAGGCGGGCGCCCUGCUCGAGUCCCAGUGGGCAUGGGUCGAGCAGUUCGCGUACCAGCUGACGCAGAUGCCCCAGGAGGACGGCGACCGGGAGCUCGGCGGCCUGACGGGCCUGCUCAAGGCGCAGGCCGGGCUGGUGCUCAAGGAGUGUGCCGACACGGCGAUGCUGCUCUUUGGGGGCAAUGGGUAUACGAGAUCCGGCCAGGGGGAGCUGAUCGAGAUGAUAUGGCGAGAUGUGCCCGGUGCGAGGAUUCCGGGCGGUUCGGAGGACGUUCUGUUGGAUCUUUCUGUUCGCCAGCUGGUCAAACUGUACAAGGCCAAGACGAAGGCUUUAGGAAAUAGCAAGAUCUAA
Messenger RNA from Diaporthe citri, 1320 nucleotides. RefSeq lists its product as uncharacterized. The transcript has 4 exons. Gene Ontology annotation, molecular function: flavin adenine dinucleotide binding; acyl-CoA dehydrogenase activity. Bases 1 to 1320 code for a protein of 439 amino acids. NCBI's taxonomy places the organism in Eukaryota, Fungi, Ascomycota, Sordariomycetes, Diaporthales, Diaporthaceae. The record is from RefSeq and is a predicted model, not a curated record.